ACUCGUGGUGUUGAAUAUACAGGAACGUCUAUGCACUCGCGCAUCCUCGUCUUAGUCUGUUUUAGGUGUUUUUUUUUUAAUAUAUUUAUAUUUAGAUCAUUUUGUUAGGUAUUAUUUUAACGCAAAACCAUGAAAGAGAGAAGAAACGCACAGCCGUUGGUGGUCAGAUGUAAGCUGGUGCUGGUUGGGGAUGUUCAAUGCGGGAAAACUGCGAUGUUACAGGUUUUGGCUAAGGAUUGUUAUCCAGAGACGUACGUGCCCACAGUAUUCGAGAACUACACAGCCUGUCUGGAGCUCGAUGACCAGCGCGUUGAACUCAGUUUAUGGGACACAUCAGGAUCUCCAUACUAUGAUAACGUGAGACCCCUCUGCUACAGUGACUCUGAUGCAGUGCUCCUUUGUUUUGACAUCAGUCGUCCAGAUAUCUUUGACAGUGGACUUAAGAAGUGGAGGGCUGAGAUCAUCGACUUUUGCCCCAGUACUCGUAUUCUCCUUGUUGGUUGCAAGACCGACCUUCGGACGGACGUAUGCACGCUGAUGGAGCUGUCCAAUCAGAAACAAACACCCAUCACUCAUGAGCAGGGCUCUGCCAUGGCUAAACAGUUGGGUGCUGAGGCUUAUCUGGAGUGUUCGGCCUUCACCUCUGAGAAGAGCAUCCACAGCGUGUUCCGCACAGCUGCGCUAGCUUGCAUCAACAAGCUACAGCCGCUCCCCAAACCCAGCCCAACCCGCCGGCUGUCCAAACGCCUGCUCCAUCUGCCCAGCAAGUCCGAGCUACUCUCCUCCACCUUCAAGAAGGAGAAGGCCAAGAGUUGCUCUGUAAUGUGAGUGGAGAACUUCACCCCCCAUAACAAAAGCUACACCAUUCCCUGCGCUUUGGUCUGGGGAAGGGGGGGUGGGUUCCGAUUGCCUCAUCAAUGACGUGUGGAAUCCUUCCUCACCCCCCAAAGAAACACCUUUCAGAACAAGUGGACACCUCGCUGUCCUCCUUGUCCUGAGCUCUUCAACAGUGCAUAUGUAUUUUCAGUACUGUAUCUUGCUUUUAAACGAGAUUCGAUCAUCAGCCGUCAUGUAUUCACUCCUGUCAUUGUGUCAGUUGAACCUCGGAAUGAUUCAACGAAGUAAAUCGAAACUGAUGUUUCAAAAAGAUUCUCAAGUUCAGUGUAAGCUAUUCGAUCUAUAAAUACAAGAUCUGUGGUGUACGAUUCAAAAGAAAUACCUACAGAAUGCACUAAAAUUGUGAAGCUGUGUACAGAGCAGAAGGCGGCCCAUUUGUCAAACUAGUUGAAUUGGUGGCAGUGUAGGAAGUGAAAUGUGAUUAAGGAAGAGCCGGCCAUAUCUGAACCCUCCGAUGGAGGAAUAGAAGGAAAUGGGCCAAAAAUAUUUGUAUAAAGACAAUAUAUGAUGCUACCAAAGUCAGUUUUCCCUUCUUUCCUCUACUGCAACACCAUCUUAUAUAUACACGCUUCUAUUUUUAGAGGCAAUAGCUAUCUGAGAGAAAUGGGUGUGACUGGGGAACAUAUUACAGUUAUUAUCUGUAUCCUAAUGUCUCCUGCUGCUUUCUAGUGCAGGCAACCAUGAAUUUGCAAAGGGAUCCGUACACUAGAUAUGCGAGUUCUCAAUCGGAUCAAAUUUGGCACGAUGAAUAAGUUUCCAUUCCUGAAAAUGACCUCUGGAGAGGUAUUCUGAAACCAACAGAUUACAAAUGUAUGUAAGAAGGUUUUCA
This is a messenger RNA of Carassius carassius (crucian carp), 1726 nucleotides long. RefSeq names its product rho-related GTP-binding protein Rho6. Gene Ontology annotation, biological process: small GTPase-mediated signal transduction. The transcript has 5 exons. NCBI's taxonomy places the organism in Eukaryota, Metazoa, Chordata, Actinopteri, Cypriniformes, Cyprinidae. Gene Ontology annotation, molecular function: GTP binding; GTPase activity. The coding region runs from base 130 to 828 and encodes 232 amino acids. The record is from RefSeq and is a predicted model, not a curated record.